This is a messenger RNA of Lineus longissimus, 6949 nucleotides long. RefSeq lists its product as uncharacterized. NCBI's taxonomy places the organism in Eukaryota, Metazoa, Nemertea, Pilidiophora, Heteronemertea, Lineidae. The record is from RefSeq and is a predicted model, not a curated record. The coding region runs from base 178 to 1326 and encodes 382 amino acids. The transcript has 5 exons.
GUGGUUGACACGUAAAAAUUUAUUAGCAAAUUUUCUAGAAAAAAUCAAUUAUUUCUCGCAAUUUCUACCCAUAUUUUGAAAAUUUGAAAAGAUUAUCAUGAUACCAAAAAUUCAAGCAACCUUUCAAUCAUAUUGAUUUGACUUGAUUCGACAGACUUUCACAGACAGUAGGGGAGGAUGUGCUCGGGAUCUCCUCCGGUGAUUAAAGACGAUGGCUUUGAGAGCGUAUCCCUUGGUGAAGACGUUGACGCGUGUGACAUCUGCCAACAGGACACAGGCCAACCAAUCCGACCUUGCGAAAUCUGCCUUAAGCCAUACUUCGAUUCUGCUACGACUGGAUUUAAUGAAAUUCCGGAGGUGAUACACACAGGCCAAAAAGGCCAUGAACAAUGUUUUAAAAAAUCACAUGAAAUUCUAGCGGGGAGUAUUUUUCUCGAGUCUCAUUCGAGUGCAGGGUCUAAUCUGACGUUGAGUCCUAACAUUCCUCACAAAAGCCUUGCAGAAAAUAUUUCUGAUUUGGCAACAGAGGUCCAAGCAAAGGUUGCGGAAAAUAUUUUGUGGAUUUUUCGUCGACAUUGUUCGCCAACGCGAUGCCAGAGUCGUACGAUCACAGGUCCUGAGAGGUCGUCAAUGUCACCGCAGUGGGGACGGAAAGAAUUCUCGGAUUGUUCCAGGUUGUCUGCAUCGAUGACAAAUCUGAACGCUGAUCUUACCGAAUCUAGAAUUUGCAGAAAAAUCGACGGUGCUGAUCUAAAGAAAAAUCAAUCGAAGUUCAAGAGACGUAAAUCUGAGGGGACUGUUGGGAAAGUUGGUUCGAAAAUUAAUAUAGGGAGAGAAGAUUCUUCAGGAGACGAGACCUCCCAUGAAGUGCUGAAGCGUACCGAUUCUUGGAACCGUCUGAAACCGACAAAAAAACGUAAUAUUGUUAUCACAGUCACCGAUGGUGAUAUCGACUUUAAAGAUAUCGUAGAAUAUUCGCCCAAGGACUUGGCGGGAAAAGACGGCGCGAUGUUGACAUUCCAGAACGCACAUUCCAAGGAACAGGAUACGCAGAUGACGAAAUGUGGCAAAACAUUGUCAACGUCGAGUAUUGAGGAAGAGGAGAAUGCAAAGAAAUUCCCCACUUACACAAAAACUGAAUUGGUAUCAAUGACCAAAGAUGAACUGCACGCACUAUCGCUGGAGCUGUCGAAACGCAUACACGCCAUUUCUUCCAAGCUGGUGGACUUGGUCCAGGAGCGUCACAGCCUACGGGAAGAAGUGGACGUCCGACACAUAUUCAUCGAAAAGUUACUUAAGUUAAAUCUUGCGUCGGAAAUGGGUUGAUCGCAGGAACAUUUGGGAGAAUGCUGCUGCCCUCUAUACUUAGGUCUGUCAUCAAUGGAAGAUGCCUGGUCUCGGAAUUAUUUUGAUAUUCGAAUGCUGUGAUAGUUUUUAUUUUCGAACAUAUUCUGUAUGAUUUUUGGUAAAUUAUUUUUUCAUGGCAACUUGAUGAGGGACCACUAUGGUGUGUCUACAUGAGGUGCAGAGGUUCACUGGUUCAGGUUAGUACGGAAUCUAUCAAUAGGUGGCAACUUAAUCUUUAAGACUGAAUCGUUGUGAAAGCAAUCACUGAUUAUAUUAGGUUAUGGGUUCAAUUGUCAGAAUGAAAGAUUUAUCUGUAUUUCAUGGCUGGCACUAAGAUAAGACAAAGAAGAAGAGGUCAGUGGCACCUGACAAGGGACCACAGACCUUGAAUUAGCAUGGCCCAGCAGCUUUUUCUUGCGUCAAAGACGCCAUCUUUGAUUUGUGUUUACGUCAUUGGCAUCAGUUUCAAUUCUAACAUCCGUCAGUGGACGCAUCUUGACGUUACCUAGCAACAACCUGGGGGGUGUGACAUUGUGACAUCAUCUAUUUUUAUCUGUGCACCGAUCUGUUUAGAAAGAAAACUCUGGCCCAGUUGAAUACUGUAAAGUCAAAACUCUUGCCCUUGGCCGGGUUGUAUACUGUAAAAUCAAAACAAACCAACAUCUGACUGAAAGUGGUAUUUGCAAUAGCAAAUCGCUAUGAUAGUAUGGAAUAUCUAUAUAGAUUUACAAGUGGUUUGCUCAAGGAUAUAUUAGUGCCAUCAUUCUUCGGGCGAGCAUUUUCUAGUCUUACAGCUGCGACAUAGUUGUGACAAAUCUUCAGAUACAUUUUGGUAUCUCAUAUAGAAGAGUUUUAGAUGUUAUAGGUGUUACUUGUUCAAUGAAACGUAGAAGUCUGUUCUGUUUUAUAAUCCCAGCUCCUCUUAAGGAAACUAUUUGUAAAGAUCUGAGUGUAACGAUUGCUGUUACCCACUUUAUUUUCACAAGCACUUCUUGCUUGUCCUCCCACCACUGCCAAACACAUCACUCUCAUUCUAUGCAAGACGCUGCCACUAUAAUGAGGCACAGAUUUAGAAUUGACAGAAUGACAUUUGGUCACUGACCACACCUGAAUCACUUACACAACCAAGCAUCCCCUCUGAUUGGUGCAUUGAGCGAUGCUGUGUGUUAUAAACUGUAUGAUACUUCCCGAUUUAUGAUAAGUCUUGGUUAAUUGAAGCUGUCACAACUAUGAUAAGACUAGCACAUCUAGAGUCGCUAGUAGGUAUGCUAGCUAGUGCAAGUUUCCAGUUACCAGGACUUAUUGUCCUUGAUAUUGAGACCGAGUGGUCACUGAUCUGAUAAGAGGCGUUGUGUGAAAUGAAGGGGUUAACAGCAUUUGUGUUCUAGUGCAUGUAUGAUGUACAACUAAGUAUUAAAGAGUAUUGCUUGAUGUCAAUCGUGAUAAGAGUGUUCAAUCAUGUAUUUUAAUGGCAUUUAUACAUGUUAUGUGGCAUUUCUCAAGAGAUGUAGACCAACUCCAAGUUAGCAAGGUGCAUUAGCUGUAUCUUGAUAUUGAGCAUGGCGCUAUUCUUGCGGCCUGACAACGUGAUCAUAGGGUGUCUCUGUUUGUAGAAAAUGGCCUGGAUAUCUGUGCACGGAGUGUGGAUGAAGGUUUAAUGACAUCUGACUGCUGGUGCUGGCUGUCUUGUUGAAGACAGUGAGGGUGGAGCUGAAUGUUGGUGGAGACCAGGGUGAAAUGGCAGCCCCACUCAAGCGGUGUUUCCUGAGACAUCCAAUGCCAGCAGUCAGGUAUCAACUUCUAUUCUAAAACACCUAAAACUCAACAUAUUCUGUAGCAACCCAGGUGGUGAUGAUUCUGACAGCGUAACCGCUGCAGCUAAAAUGAGGCACUGUGUAAUAUACAAAGAUACCACAUUGUAACCAAGGUGUUUUAGAAUGUCAAUAAAAAUGUAAUUUAAGGAUGUUUUCGAAUGUCGACUGUUUCAAUCUUGUCUAAUUCAUUUCUCAGGUGUACAUUCCAUCAUGUCUUGCAUCGUUUGUGCGGACGGUUUAAAAUCCUUGUGUUGUUGUUGUCGUUGUUAUACCUGUUGUUGUCAUAGUAACUAAUGUUCUGAUUGUAAUCUAAGAGCAGUUUGCUACAGGGUGAUGCAAUUUUAAAAUUAAACCUCAUUUUGAAAAUGGGUGUUUAAUUUUGAACUGCUAAAUACAUGUAGGUAAGUUUUUUUGUAUUUUUGUUCACCCUGUAGAGUAUUCAUACAUGAAUGCUGAAAAUAUAUGGUGCCGGUGUUUGGCUCACCGUAAGGGGAGUCUAUACGAUAGCGCUGUGUCCGUCGUCGUCGUCGUCGUCGUCGUCGUCGUCGUCGUCGUCGUCGUCGUCGUCGUCGUCGUCGUCGUCGUCGUAUCCUAACAGUGGCACGUUUCUUAACUGCUAGGGCUAUGAACUUGAAACUUUGUACACAGAAUGCCCUAGGUCAGCUGACCUCUGACACUGAUUUUCGGUCCGAUCUGAUUCUCUGUUUGGCCACCAGGGGGCCAAAUGUCGAUAUCUAAAAAGUGUGAUAUCUCGCUUAUUAGUGACUUGUUUUCGAUAAAACUUUUGUUGUAGGUACUCAUAGCAAAUAUACAUUUUAUAUUAUACGGGUUUUUAAUUUGACCUUGUUUUCAAGGUCACAGAGGUCAUAUGGCGUAAAUCGGCCAUUAGAGUGUAAACUAUGGCACGUUUCUUAACCACUAAAGCUAUGAACUUGAAACUUAGUACAUAUAACCCCCUAUAUCACAUAGCCUCUGGUGCUGAAUUUUGGUUUGAUCUGAUUCUCCACUUUGCCACCAGGGGGCCAAAAGUGGAUAUCUAAAAAGUGUGAUAUCUCGCUUAUAAGUGACUUGUUUUCGAUAAAAUUUUUAUGGUAGGUACUCUUAGGAAGAAUACAUCACAUAUCUUACGGGUUUUCAAUUUGACCUACUUUUCAAGGUCACAGAGGUCAUAUGGCGUAAAUUGGCCGUUAGAGUGUAAACUAUGGCACGUUUCUUAACCACUAAAGCUAUGAACUUGAAACUUGGUACAUAUAACCCCCUAUAUCACAUAGCCUCUGGUGCUGAAUUUCAGUUUGAUCUGAUUCUCAACUUUGCCACCAGGGGGCCAAAAGUGGAUAUCUGAAAAGUGUGAUAUCUCGCUUAUAAGUGACUUGUUUUCGAUAAAAUUUUUAUGGUAGGUACUCUUAGGAAGAAUACAUCACAUGUCUUACGGGUUUUCAAUUUGACCUACUUUUCAAGGUCACAGAGGUCAUAUGGCGUAAAUUGGCCGUUAGAGUGUAAACUAUGGCACGUUUCUUAACCAGUAAAGCUAUGAACUUGAAACUUGGUGCAUAUAACCCCCUACAUCAGAUAACCUUUGAUGCCGAAUUUUGGCCUGAUCUGAUUCUUUAUUCGGCCACCAGGGGGCCAUAAUGGAAAAAGGAAGAAGUGCAAUAUCUUGCUUAUUUGAGUGAAUUGUUUUCGAUAAAAUUUUUAUGGCAGGGACUUCUAGCAAGGAUACACCACAUGUCCUACGAUUUUUGGAUUUGACCUACUUUUCUAGGUCACAGAGGUCAAAUGGCGUAAAUUGGCCAUUAGAGUGUAACUAUGGCACGUUUCUUAACUGCUGAAGCUAUGAACUUGAAAGUUGGUACAUGUAACCCCCUACAUCAGAUAAUCUCUGACACCGAAUUUUGGCCUGAUCUGAUUCUUGAUUUGGCCACCAGGGAGUCAAAACUGAAAAAGUAGGACAUGCAAUAUCUCGCUUAUUAAUGACUUUUUUUCGAUGAAUUUUUUAUUGCAGGGACUCUUAGCAAUCACACGAUAUUGAUCUUGUUGAUGUCAUAGACAAUUAUUGGUUGGAUCAUAAACUUAUAUAUACUGCCCUGUCUUAUUACUUGACAUCAAUACACAUCUAAAAAAAGUCUUCAUGCCUGAUUGUGUUCACCAUAUUCACCUCUAAACUAAGCAUGAUCCUGCCUACUAAAAGAUGUAUACGGUGAGCACAAUGGCCCCUGGCCGUUUCAUUUAAGUGUCAUUUUCAGUUCAGAAUUUUAUUAGAAAUCAAUCGUUUUGCCAGCUGUUUUAUUAGAAAUCAAUCUUAAGUUCACCUGUUAUUAUUGAAUAUGUUGAUAUUUUUUGCUAUUCAUUCGAAUGCAUUAGUUCUCUUAGCAAAAUAUGUCGGCACGUUUUGACAUCAUAAUUUGCUCAAUUUGUUUUAUUUUCCAUGAAAAUAACUUGUUGAAGUCUGCAUGCUCUUAUUAAAGGCAUAGUACUCUAUAAUUAGAGUGACCCCACUUAGUUACAGUUCACGUGCCUAAUGUACAUUCAUAUUACCCAACUUUGGACGGUGUAUCAAUAUGAUGUUUAAUUGAUAAGAUUUUGAUUUAUGUGCAACUAUGAAAUUUGGUUAUUAGAUGAAUAUAGAUUUUGGGGAAGACUACAUUUAUAUAACUAUAUCGUAUAAACAUGUAUUCACAGAUAACAUAUUUAGUGUUUUAGUCUUCUGAGUAUUUUUUCGUGGGGAACAUUGUAAUCUAUUAAAAGGGUUAAUGCGGCCAGUAUGAGUAAAAUCAGUUUAAGUAACUAUCAAUAGCUAUCUAUAUUACAUUGUAAACAUUAGUAAUCAAACUUAUUGUUAUACGAGAAUGUCAGCGAGACAAUGACAUUAAUCUUCUUAGUUUUUUACCGCCAAAACUACCUUGUUGAUGUAACCUCGUUCCCAUGGGUUUGAUUUUAGAAAUCAACUGAUCAGGUAAGACUGGGUGGCUGUGUAUGAGGUCACAUGCCUGCUUUGUGGUUAACAGAGUCUAGCUCGGAAUCUUUCCACCAAUCUGGCACAACAACUGAAUCCUGAAAAUAUGGUCAAAAACAUUGGUGAUAUGAUUAAAGCCCUGGGGAUGAGGUUACAUGUAUGUGGAUACACUGCUCAACCUGUGCCUAGGUAUUGAAUAUUUCUGUACUUGUUUGUAAUGGUUUUUUACCAGGUUGACUCUUGUAUUGCCAAAUAGAUCUGGAAUAUUUUUUCGUUUUUUCAAAAACUAUUUUCGUCUAUCCUUGGAAAGAUGGCGCACCUGCAGUUUAUUUUCUGAGCGGAUGCUGCAUUUUGCCAAGGAUGGGUAUAUUGCAUUUAGAUUGGAUGGUUGGUGGAUUCAUGUUGGAUUAGUUCAGCGUCUGCUAGUUUCUGGUUUAAUGAGACGGUAGAUCAUGCCGGUCAGUUUGUGCGACGGCAAAAUGCUGCUGUAGGUCUCAGACUCCUACAUUACAAGUCCAGGCUCCAAGCAUCUCAUUAUCCUGAGCUACGAGUCUCUUGAGUGUCUAGGAGAAACCAGCUCCCUUGUUUUGAAGACCAGGGAGUGGGGGUACCGGUUGUGGUCUGCCACAUCUUGCUGGGACCGACAAGCCAGCUCCCUUGUUUUGAAGACCAGGGAGUGGGGGUACCGGUUGUGGUCUGCCACAUCUUGCUGGGACCACCAAGCCAAUCAUCGACCCAUGAGUAGCUCACUGAAGCUCAGUUUUCUUUUGUAAAAACAUUCCGGGUUGUGGUCUAAAUAUCUAAUUUAUAGAUGUAAAUAAACUUGGAUGAUAAA